UGAAUGUCAUUUCAGUUUGUUCGCCUUACUGAAUGCUCAAUCAAUGUAGUUCCGAAUUUACUCAUUGUUUUUAUUAUGCAGUGCAAGAUAUUGCAGUGCCGUUGGAGAGCUCAUCAUGACUGCGAAGCACAAUAAAUUUAGACUUAUGUAGCAUAUUUCUGUGAUUUAUCCCACCAAAAAUGAUUGCGAACGUGUUUAGUGUAAUUGUGUCCAUCUUUAAUUUUCUAUAUACGACUUAUAUUUGGUGUAGUUUGACUUAUUUCCUAUCAAAUCUCAAUAUAUACAUUCACUCAGAUGACAAUAAGGAGCAAGAUAAUCUCUGGAGCCUUCUUUUGGAUAUGUUGUUAAUUGCUGCCUUUAUUCUGCAACACUCUCUCAUGGCUAGCAAUAAAUUUAAACAAAUUUGCUGCAAGUUGCACAUAGAAUAUCUCAGUAGAAGCAUUUAUAAUAUCUGCAACUCAGCCACAAUUCACUUUCUUAUUAAUAACUGGCAACAAGUUUCAUUUCAUUUUUGGUAUAUUAACAUCUCUGAAAACAAUGUUCUUUGGGUAAUUUUCAACAGUCUUCAUGUAUUUGCUUGGAGCUUCAUUUACAGUGGCUGUAUCAUGAUGGAUAUUGCUGAACUAUAUGGGCUGAAGCAGGUCUUCUAUAGGUUAUCUGGCAGAAAUAGUCCUCUUGACAAUAAAUCAAAUGGUUUAAAGCGAUAUAUGAAGCAUAUGAGACAUCCUAGCUUUAUUGGAUUUCUUAUUAGUUUAUGGCUUUAUCCUUUCAUGAGUUUAGACCGAUUGUUACUGGCCACUGUAUUGACGGGUUACAUGAUGAUGAGGUGGACUAUGGAUUCUGAGGAUUAUAGUUACCAUGUUCGACAUUUUCGACGAAAACAAAUAGAACUGUCAUAAUCUUUUAUUUUCUACUUGCCAUUGAUAAAAAAAUAUUUAUUAUCAAUUAUGCAUAUCAUAUAUGCACAAUUAACGAACAGUCAUAUAUGCACAAUUAACGUACAUCGCCAUUAGAUAAAAGGAAUUUUCAACUACACAUUUUAUUAUUUUAAUUAGUAAAACAUUAGUAUGUGUAUUAUACAUAUUAAUAUGUAAUCUAUGUGCGGUAAACUUAUGUCUUUUGAAUAUUUAUAAAUUCUAAAAUAUAACUAAAUAUUAUAAAUAAG
This is a messenger RNA of Odontomachus brunneus, 1165 nucleotides long. RefSeq names its product nurim homolog. Gene Ontology annotation, cellular component: nuclear membrane. The record is from RefSeq and is a predicted model, not a curated record. Lineage: Eukaryota; Metazoa; Arthropoda; Insecta; Hymenoptera; Formicidae. Bases 180 to 899 code for a protein of 239 amino acids. The transcript is spliced from 4 exons.